This is a messenger RNA of Macrosteles quadrilineatus (aster leafhopper), 3194 nucleotides long. Its product is annotated as pleckstrin homology domain-containing family J member 1-like. The transcript is spliced from 5 exons. NCBI's taxonomy places the organism in Eukaryota, Metazoa, Arthropoda, Insecta, Hemiptera, Cicadellidae. Gene Ontology annotation, biological process: endosome organization; receptor recycling; retrograde transport, endosome to Golgi. Bases 152 to 754 code for a protein of 200 amino acids. The record is from RefSeq and is a predicted model, not a curated record. Gene Ontology annotation, cellular component: recycling endosome; trans-Golgi network; early endosome.
GAGCAAAACGAAAACAUGUCAAAUGUCGAACUUUUCCUCCUCAGUCUAACCUCAAACUUAUAAAUUAAAUGUUAAACUUUGAUUUAUUUUUCUCAUUUAAUUUGUGGAAACUGUGAGUUGACCUAGUUAAAUGUAUGGUACAUAAAAGACAAUGCGUUUCAACGAUAAAGAAUUGGCUUCACUUAGCGUAGCAAAUGCUGAUCUAGAAGGGCGCUUGAACUAUAGAAAAACACCAAGUGGAAAUUUUACUCAAAGUGGAUCAGGUUUCAAAGAAAGGUGGUUCAAACUAAAAUACAAUCUACUGUUCUACUUCAAAAUAAAUGACCUAGGACAGAUAGAGGAAAAGCCAAACGGCGUUUUUGUACUAGAAUCAGCCAAAGUUCAUAUGGAAUUGUCUGGUGGACAGUUUGCCUUCUCAAUCACAUUCUCUGAUGAUCCCGACAAAAGACACAUCUUCUCUGCAAGAUCUGAAAAUACAGUCCAUUCUUGGGUGAAUUCGCUGAAAAAAGCGACGUAUGAGCAUUUGAGAAACCAGUUGAUAACGUUACAAGGCAAGAUUAGUAGGAAAACCGGAAAGGACCCUCUGUUGAUGUAUCCCAGAAACAAAGGAACUGUGAGAAACUUUGAAACAACUUGGGAACAGAGUUCUGUGUCUUUUGUAAAAACCUCUUUUCAAGCCCACGUCAAGUUAGAGUCUGCACAGACUGUAAACUCAAGUCACCAAGUUCCUGAAGCUAAUCUCAUCGAACUAUAAAACUUAGUACCGGUACCUAACCCUACUUAGUAGUUGUGUGUAUUCACCAGUAGUCCAUCUUGUGUUAAUGUUAUGUUCGGUUGAUUAUUUUUAACUGUCCAGAUUAGAUAAGUAUCAACCAACCUGUUCAAGUAGUCAUAGCUUUGAAUGAAUGAUCUUGGUUCCAAGAUGGUUAUUCAACAAGAAAACUUGUAGGGUUUCUCUAGUUGGCUGUUUUGUCUGGGCGAUGUAGCGUAUUGAUUUUUCUGAGAUAUUACAGGGAAUAAUAUUUUGCAUUUCCAGUUAAGUGGCUAUUACCAUUAUGAUUUGAACUGUAGCGUCAGGGCCGUUGUGUGGCAGGGUUCAUACUACUGUGAGAUAAUCUUGAUUUUGCACCUGACUGCAUCCCGCUCCGGGCACCAAUAAGCCACGCGACAGCCCUGUGUACUGUUUCCGAAUCAUUGGCAUCCUACAGUGCUCAGACUUAUUCUAACUAUCCCAGAAACCAAUUAAGUUUCCUUGUGAGUCCUAUCAUUGUUAAUGAUAGCCUAGUUGCAGUAUUAAGAGUGAAAGUAGUUGUCCCAAAAUUUACCUUCAAUAUUGAAGAAGAAAAAAACCAACCAGUGCUUUCUUUGUACAAUUGAUUUAACGUGCAUGUUUUCAAAUCUGAGGCUGCUUUGGAACUUUGAGUUCUGUAUUUUAUAUUAGCAACAGCUACUCUCCUCGAUUAACCUUUUGCACUUAGAUAGCACAUUCUCAAAAGCUAUUUUUGGGUUCAACUUUCCCUAAGGAAACACAACAGACAAAAUAAUAAAUACCUUUGAGUUUUGUAAAUGAAGUAAAAUUCUAUAAGGUGGAAUAGUUUUAGUAAUAUAAAAUGCAAUAUUUGCAUGACUAUAUGCAAUAUGUACAAGUUCAUAAGGCAACGAUCAUAAAAAUCAAAGUUAUUUGAUAGUGUUCAUAACUAUGCUUAAAGGUUGUGUUAUGUUAGUGCUGCAGAAAAAUUCCAAAUUAUAAUACAAUCUCAAACUUUAAACCCAAUUUUUGUUUUUGAAGUAAAGAGUUGUCCUAAGUAGUUGUACACCACUUUCACUUGACAGAUUUUUUUUAUUAUUGUUUUAAAUACAGUAGUUUUGUUUAGCUUUAAUGCAACGACACUUGAUACUAGUGCAACUGGUUUUAGCUUGCCAAAGAAUGAUCUCCUUUGUUUCUUGUAUAUUUUAUGUAUUGUUUGUUGUUUAAGUUUAAGAUGACAGUGCACUCUUUAAGAUUUGCAUUAGAAGUAAAUCAUUAACUAAAUCUCUAGUAGUGUGCCUUUAAAUUUAUAGAGCUAAAUAACCAUAACUGUACCCUACACGUGUUAUUUGUGCAUAGCACUUGUCAAUUCAAUUUUGCUUUUUCUGAACCUCUUUAAUUUUUUAGAACUGAUAAGUAUUUUUUUUUUCCAAAACUCAUUGUACAGCUUUCAAUAAGUUCUAAAUCUUUGUUUUAAAACUAUUCUAAAAAUUAUUGAGUUGCUAAAACACAAAUAUCCGUAUUGUGUGUUUAUAUAGUCAUAUUAUUUAUAGGUAUAUUGCUUUGUUUUUUAUUUAUUCUGCUCAAUGUCUUAUAAUUACAGAACUGUUUUUCUAAUAAUAACCAAUGUUGCAUACUAAAAUGUACAACUAUGUUUUGUAUUUGAUUCAAUGUGUGUUUCAUAUUUAAAAUGUGUACAUGUAAUAGUGGCUUAUGAAAAAAGUCCAAUUAUUUUUAUAGUGUUUUUUCCAACGAUAUAAGAUACAUUUUGAUAUCUAUCUUGUAGGUAAUCUUGUAGAUAUGAUAUUGUAAACUGAUUGUGUAGUUUCUAAAACUUAACCAAUGGUCAAACCUGUAUGUUAAUGGAUAUUUUUGUAACUGUCUAAUAGUACCUGUCUAAUAGUAAACUGUCUGUUGAAUUAAUGGUACCUUUUCAAUUGAUUAUAAGAAUGUAGCUUUGCCAUCAAAUGAUGAGCUAUUUCUCACCGGCCAAUUUUUUUUUUAUUAUUUGCAUUUGUUAAGCUGGAAAAGACUUAACAAAUUGCAAAUAAUAAAAAAAAAUUGGCCGGUGCAAAAUAGCUCAUCAUUUGAUGGCAAAGCUACAUUCCUAUAAUCAAUUGAAAAGGUACCAUUAAUUCAAUUCCUUAAUUACUAAAAAUUAGUACUAUUUUUUCUUCAAGGAUUUUUUUAAAUAUUUUUUUUAUGUUUCAAAAGAGUCACAAUAAUUAGUUAUGUUUGGCGACUUUGUACUUACUGUUUUCUGUUUGGUCUUACCCACACUUGCCUAUUGCCAGCAUUCCAGGCUAAUAGCUAUGCUUUUGUUGUACUCAACCCUUUUCAAUAUAUAAAUACUUUUCUUUGAAUCUAUACUUUAUUUCUAUUUGAGAUUUACCUUUCAUGACAAAUAAGUUUUAAAAUAUGUAUCAAAUAAAAGUUUUGGUGUUUA